UAUGAGUCAAAACCCAAUUAUUAAUAUUUAAAAUGAGACAGAUCAUCAGGAUUUAAUUGAGAAAUUAUUAAGUAAGAAUCGUUUACUUGAAAAACGAUGUAAUCUCUAUAAAAAGAGAAGAGAAUAGUUGAUGAUCUAAUUAUAUCAAAAAGAAACAUAAAAUAAAUUAUCUGAAUCAAAAGUUUCAGUAUCAUCAGCUAAUUGCAAUUUUCCAACAAUGCCUGAUGAAACUGAUUUGAUAUAAAGAUAUUAAGAAGAAUUAUAAUAGAAAGAGACUUUAAUUUCUGAACUAAAAGAGACAGUGGCAGCUCUUGAAAAUAAGGCUAAUAGUUUGUAAGUAUGCAAUGAUGAGAUGUAAUAUUAAUUAUCAAAGUAAUAAUAAUAAGAAUUUGUAAGAAGUGAUAAAGUGAGUUAAUCAGGUAUAUAAAUGAAUUAUUGAAAUUAAUAGUUAUUAUUCCAAAAUCUACUAGUUAAACAGAAAAAGCAAUGGCAGUUAUUGAUAAAUUUGUUUAACCACUUUCUACAAGUUCAUUCAAAUCAACAGAUGGAAAACCUCAAUCAGCAGAAGAAAAGAGGAAAUUGAUAAAGAAAAUGAGUAUACAUGCAGGUGCUUCUGCUUAUAUGAUGGCUAUGAAAGGUGAUUAUACUACAUUAUAAAAUGCUUCUGAGGAGAUGUAAAGUAACAAGAAUCUUGAAGAAUCAUGAA
This is a messenger RNA of Paramecium pentaurelia, 706 nucleotides long. The record is from the annotation of a GenBank genome assembly. Lineage: Eukaryota; Ciliophora; Oligohymenophorea; Peniculida; Parameciidae.